Messenger RNA from Sapajus apella (tufted capuchin), 2835 nucleotides. It is a transcript of the gene KIF9, whose product is annotated as kinesin family member 9. NCBI's taxonomy places the organism in Eukaryota, Metazoa, Chordata, Mammalia, Primates, Cebidae. Gene Ontology annotation, molecular function: microtubule binding; ATP binding; microtubule motor activity. The record is from RefSeq and is a predicted model, not a curated record. Gene Ontology annotation, cellular component: kinesin complex; microtubule. Gene Ontology annotation, biological process: microtubule-based movement. The transcript has 21 exons. The coding region runs from base 81 to 2579 and encodes 832 amino acids.
CUUCGCGUCCUGGGAGCGUCGCUGCCUGGUAAACGGUGAGCAGAGGCUGCGCGCCGGUGAGAGUGGGGAGACGGGAGACCAUGGCUGGAGUCCAAACGCCGAUCUAUCUGGAGGUUCCCAGCUUGGGUCCCUCAUUUCUGAAACCCAGGCGAAGGAGGGCGAGACAUCGCGGGAGUCCCUUCAGCCUGGCCACGACUUACGCUAGAAUGGGUACUAGGAAAAAAGUUCACGCAUUUGUCCGUGUCAAACCGACCGAUAACUUUGCUCACGAAAUGAUCAGAUAUGGAGAUGACAAUAAAACCAUUGAUAUUCACUUAAAAAAAGACAUUCGGAGAGGAGUUGUCAAUAACCAACAGACAGACUGGUCAUUCAAGUUGGAUGGAGUUCUUCACGAUGCCUCCCAGGACUUGGUUUAUGAGACAGUUGCAAAGGAUGUGGUUUCUCAGGCCCUCGAUGGCUAUAAUGGCACCAUCAUGUGUUAUGGGCAGACAGGAGCUGGCAAGACAUACACCAUGACGGGGGCAACUGAGAAUUACAAGCACCGGGGGAUCCUCCCUCGUGCACUGCAGCAGGUUUUUAGGAUGAUCGAAGAACGCCCCACACAUGCCAUCACUGUGCGUGUUUCCUACUUGGAAAUCUAUAAUGAGAACCUGUUUGAUCUCCUGUCUACUCUGCCCUAUGUUGGACCCUCAGUCACACCAAUGACCAUCGUGGAAAACCCUCAAGGGGUCUUCAUUAAGGGCUUGUCAGUCCACCACACAAGUCAGGAGGAGGAUGCAUUCAGCCUCCUUUUUGAGGGCGAGACCAACAGGAUUAUAGCCUCCCACACUAUGAACAAGAACUCUUCCAGAUCUCACUGCAUUUUCACCAUCUACUUGGAGGCCCAUUCCCGGACCUUAUCAGAGGAAAAGUACAUCACUUCCAAAAUUAACUUGGUGGAUCUGGCAGGCUCGGAGAGGCUGGGGAAGUCUGGGUCUGAGGGCCGAGUACUGAAGGAAGCCACCUACAUCAACAAAUCGCUGUCGUUCCUGGAGCAGGCCAUCAUUGCCCUCGGGGACCAGAAGCGGGACCAUAUCCCCUUUCGGCAGUGCAAGCUCACCCAUUCUCUGAAGGACUCAUUAGGGGGAAACUGCAAUAUGGUCCUCGUGACAAACAUCUAUGGAGAAGCUGCCCAGUUAGAGGAAACGCUGUCUUCACUGAGAUUUGCCAGCAGGAUGAGGCUAGUCACCACUGAGCCUGCCAUCAAUGAAAAGUAUGACGCUGAGAGAAUGGUCAAGAACCUGGAGAAGGAACUAGCACUGCUCAAGCAGGAACUGGCCAUCCAUGACAGCCUGACCAGCCGCACCUUUGUGACCUAUGACCCCAUGGAUGAAAUCCAGAUUGCUGAGAUCAACUCCCAGGUGCGAAGGUACCUGGAGGGGACGCUGGAUGAGAUUGAUAUAAUCAACCUUAGACAGAUCAAGGAGGUGUUCAACCAGUUCCGGGUGGUUCUGAGCCAACAGGAACAGGAAGUGGAGUCCACUUUGCGCAGGAAGUACACCCUUAUUGACAAGAAUGACUUUGCAGCCAUUUCUGCUGUCCAGAAGGCAGGGCUUGUGGAUGUUGAUGGCCACCUAGUGGGUGAGCCUGAAGGACAAAGCUUUGGACUCGGAGUCGCCCCUUUCUCUACCAAACCCGGAAAGAAAGCCAAGUCCAAGAAGACAUCCAAAGAGCCACUCAGCUCCUCAGCAAAAAAGGAAGGUGCCAGCAGCCCUGUGAGUGCCAAGGACUUGGAUAUGGUUUCCACCUCCAAGACCCAGCUGGUCCCAUCCUCCAAGGAUGGGGAUGUCAAAGACAUGCUUUUGCGGGACCGGGAAACCUCCAGCAUUGAGCCCCCUCUCUCAGACUCCCCCAAGGAGGAAGUACGCCCAAUUAGGCCCGACACCCCACCCUCCAAACCAGUGGCCUUUGAGGAGUUUAAGAACGAGCGAGGUAGUGAGAUCAACCGCAUUUUCAAAGAAAACAAAUCCAUCUUGAACGAACGGAGAAAAAGGGCCAGCGAGACCACACAGCGCAUCAAUGCCAUCAAGCGGGAGAUUGAUGUGACCAUGGAGGCCCUGAAUUUCCAGAAGUCACUACGGGAGAAGCAAGGCGAGUAUGAAAACAAGGGGCUGAUGAUCAUCGAUGAGGAGGAAUUCCUGCUGAUCCUGAAGCUCAAAGACCUCAAGAAGCAGUACCGAAGCGAGUACCAGGACCUGCGUGACCUCAGGGCUGAGAUUCAGUACUGCCAGCACCUAGUGGAUCAGUGUCGCCACCGCCUGCUCAUGGAAUUUGACAUCUGGUACAAUGAAUCCUUUGUCAUCCCUGAGGACAUACAGAUGGCACUGAAGCCAGGCAGCAGCAUCCGGCCAGGCAUGGUCCCUAUGAACAGGAUUGUAUCUUUGGGAGAAGAUGACCAGGACAAAUUCAGCCAGCUGCAGCAGAGGGUGCUUCCUGAGGGCCCUGAUUCCAUCUCCUUCUACAAUGCCAAAGUCAAGACAGAGCAGAAGCAUAAUUACUUGAAAACCAUGAUGGGCCUCCAGCAGGCACAUAGAAAAUAGAGCCUCAUCACCUGUACCUUAAAGGACAAGACCAGCAACUCCAGCCUGCUGUAGUGGAGCUGCUCAAACACCUGCCCACAGCUGCAGCCUCUCUACUUCAAGGCUGGGACUCAGCACAGAGAACACACAUGGCCUGCCUGCUGGGAGAAGCAUCCUCCAAGGACGCCCUUGCUCAUCUCCACAGAGCACUUUUGGUUUUAAUUCACUGUCUUAUAUGCAGGGACAGGAUAAAAUAACUUUCUAGUUUGGACUUUUA